AUGGAGAAGGUGCUGGAGUUGCAGGGCGACGGCGUGGCCUCGGAGUGGUCGUGGGCGUCGCCGGGCGUGGCGAGUCUCGGCCCGGCGCCCCUGCACGCCUUCACGCUCUGCCUGCACCUCCUCCUCCCCGCCUACAAGCCCUCGUCUACGAUCUUCUCCUACGCCACCGACGCCACCGAUAACUUCAUUACUAUCGACAUGAAAACGGACAACGCUGUGUUCAGUAUAGGAGGUAUAUGGGCGCUAGCGAAGCCCUCCUUGGUCCCUGGAAGCUGGGGUUCCAUUUGCCUCUCCUACGCGGCUCAGGAUGCAUUGUGGAUCUACUACUCGGAUGGGAAAGAAAGGGCGUCGGGCACUCUUGGGUCCUCGAAAGGAAAGACGCCCCCAUCGGAAGUGGCUCCGUCCGGCUGGCUGGUCGUCGGCCAGGACCAAGACAAGUACGGCGGCGGCUUCCAGGCGGACCAGAGCUUCCGCGGCCAGGUGGCUCGAGUGCGCCUGUGGGGCCGAGUCCUCGGCGCCGGCGAGGUGGCGCAGGUGGCUGAAUGCGGCGGCGACGCGGGCGAAGGGCUCCUCCCGUGGCUGACGGAGGCGUGGAAGCUCAACCACACGCUGAGAAACAGUGUAAUGCUAUCAAGGCAAACAUCGCAACGCCUGGCGACCAAGAGGACAACGACCGCAUCAGGACCCUUGUUCAAGAGACAGAUCAGUCCUGCUACGGAGGCCCAAAUCAGCCUCAGCUCUGGCUGGGGGCAACAGACGAAGCACAGGAAGGCGAAUGGGUAG
Molecule: messenger RNA, 783 nt
Organism: Penaeus chinensis
Lineage: Eukaryota; Metazoa; Arthropoda; Malacostraca; Decapoda; Penaeidae
Product: neuronal pentraxin-2-like
Exons: 5
Coding region: 1-783 (260 amino acids)
Source: RefSeq, a predicted model, not a curated record